GUGAUACCCGGGCCGAUAUAAUUCUGCUGAAGCACUAUAUUAUAUAAUGGACUUACAUCAAGUAUUUUUUAAUAUUUACAGGCCCACUGUGACCGCUGUAACCGGAGCAAAAAAUGCAAAGCUGAUCUGUAUCCAAGAUGACAACUCUGUAGACGAAGAUUCUGAUUCGGGAGCAAAAGACUGCGAGAGUGAUGAUGAAGAUCCGCCUGUCAAAGUGGUUACUUCUACCUCUCAAACGCAGACUGAGUUAGAAGAGAACCCAAAGGUUGACAAGUCCACACAAAGAUCCGCUUUAAAAAUGAGAAGGUCGGCAAAGAAGCAACAAAAGUGCCUCAAGAUGCUUCCCAAAGAAUACGCUGUGAAUGUUAUACAAUAUAAGUUGGACUACAAGAAGUAUCAGAAGAACAAUCCUAUAUACAGGAAGACCCAAAAUAUAGUGCCAUGGAAGCUUAUGGGGCAAAUGUCCGACGAGAUCCUUGAUGAAGUAUUGCUAGGGGUAACUAAGGAGAUAGAGCUGGACAAAAUUCUCGAACCUAUUUACCAAUCGGAACUACAACUAUAAUUACUUAAUGAUCGCUACAAUAAAAACGUCCCAAGCAUGUUUCGUCUGUC
Acanthoscelides obtectus is the source of this 612-nucleotide messenger RNA. NCBI's taxonomy places the organism in Eukaryota, Metazoa, Arthropoda, Insecta, Coleoptera, Chrysomelidae. The record is from the annotation of a GenBank genome assembly.